This is a messenger RNA of Chenopodium quinoa (quinoa), 4194 nucleotides long. RefSeq lists its product as uncharacterized. The record is from RefSeq and is a predicted model, not a curated record. The transcript has 21 exons. Gene Ontology annotation, biological process: protein import into nucleus. NCBI's taxonomy places the organism in Eukaryota, Viridiplantae, Streptophyta, Magnoliopsida, Caryophyllales, Amaranthaceae. Bases 599 to 3976 code for a protein of 1125 amino acids. Gene Ontology annotation, cellular component: cytosol; nuclear envelope. Gene Ontology annotation, molecular function: small GTPase binding.
UAGCCUGUUUUGAGCAAAUACAAAUACUACGUAUUCGAUUAGAUAGUCUGAAUUGAACAUAUUUUAAAUAGGAGCAUAUGAAUCUCUGUAUAAGAUAAUUUAUUGUCCAUAACCAAAAACUAGUACUUAGUACUCUACAUUAUUUACAAAGCGAUAAUUUCAAUAAGUCAAUUUCUUUUCUGAAUUCAAAGUAAUCCAAUUUAAAACAUUGCAAAUAUUUCAUUUCUACUUGUUGUGAAAUCACUAAUCAUCGUUGAUUUUCACUGCUUAAAUAUUGUAGUUUUAUAGAGUAUGUUAUGAGCUAGUUUCUUUCUCGUCCCUUGUCCAAAAAAAAAAAAAAAAAAAAUCAUGUAUGUCUUUAAUCCGGUAGAGGUGUCCAUUCAAGUAUUCAUUCGAAUUCGAUUAGGUAUUUAGGUUGGGUCUAUUCGAUUAAGUUGUGUGAAUUUUAAAGUUCUCAAUCUGGGUAGAUUAAAUUGAGUCCGUGGGGUAAGUUUUUGACAUCUCAUUGAUCCCUUAAUAUUGUAACGGGUAUAAGUGUAUAACGGCAUUUGAAGUUUUGAACAACGAAACACUUUUUCCCGGCUUUACAUUAAAAUCAAUGCUUUAUAAAUUCCCAUCAUUUUCCCGCCAUUUACCCUCUUUCACUUACUACUCCAAAAUCCCCAAAUUUCUAGGGUUUUCUCUCUCCUCUUCAUCAAUGGCGGACACUGUUCGAAUUGCUCAACUUCUCAAUGAAACCUUCAAUUUCGACGGCCAAGUAGUUCACAACGCCACAAACCAACUCGAUUGCCUUUCCGCCGCCUCCGAUUUUCCUUUCUCACUCCUCUCCAUCGUCAAUGGAGAUGGAAAUCAAGGUCAAAAAAUAGCUGCUGCUACUUAUCUUAAGAAUUUGAUUAGACGAAAUGUUUUUGGCGAAGGAAAAUCUGGUUCUUUUAGUAAGGAUUUUAAGGAGAAGCUACUCGAAUCGUUGCUUCGAGCGGAAUUGCCGGUUCUUAGAGUCUUGGUUGAAGCGUUUAGUUUUGUUGUUGAUGCUGAAUUUGUGAAGAAAAAUGAAUGGCCUGAGCUUGUGCCACAAGUUCGUUAUGCUAUCCAAAAUAGUGACAUUAUUAGUGGAAAUGCGAAUAGUGGGUUGAAAACACUUAACGCGCUCAAAGCUCUUCAAGCAUUACUCAGACCCUUUCAGUACUUCUUGAAUCCAAAAGUUGCGAAAGAGCCUGUCCCACCGCAGCUGGAGCAGAUUGCCAAUGAUAUUUUGGUGCCUUUGUUGGCUAUAUUUCAUGGUUUUGCGGAGAAGGCUUUAGCUACUAAAGGAAGCUUGGACAUAGAGAGGGAGAAUGUCCUUCUAAUUGUGUGCAAAUGCACAUACUUCGCUGUCAGGUCGUAUAUGCCAACUUCUGUUGCAACUCUGCUGCCUUCUUUCUCUGGUGACUUAUGUGGCCUUUUACAAACAUUAAAUCUAGAGGAAUCAGUAUCUUCUGAAGGCAGUCAACAAGUAAGACUAAAAACUGGAAAGAGGAUCUUGCUUAUGUUUUGUGCUCUUGUUACUCGACACAGAAAGUAUUCUGAUAAGUUGAUGCCUGAUAUUAUGAAAUGUGUUCUGCAUAUUGCCAGAUGUAGCUCCAAUAUCAGUAAGCUGGACUGCUUAUCAGAGAGGGUCAUCUCAUUGGCAUUUGACGUCAUUUCUCAUAUCCUGGAGACUGGCCCGGGAUGGAGAUUAGUUUCACCCCAUUUUUCAUCAUUGUUGGACUUAGCUAUUUUUCCAGCGCUCAUGAUGAAUGCAAAGGAUAUUUUGGAAUGGGAAGAAGAUGCAGAUGAGUUCUUAAGCAAGAAUUUACCAUCUGAGCUGGAAGAAAUUUCUGGAUGGAGAGAGGAUUUAUAUACUGCCAGAAAAAGUGCUAUGAAUUUACUUGGUGUCAUUUCUAUGUCAAAGGGGCCUCCGGUGGUGGCUAACAGUCAGAGUUCUUUGUCAUCUUUAAAACGCAAAAAGGGUGAUAAGAAGAAGGGAAAAGACCAACUCUGUUCAGUUGGAGAAUUGCUAGUUCUUCCUUUUCUGUCAAAGUUUCCAAUUCCUAGUGAUGCAAAUGCAUCUGACGUUAGUAUAUCAAAUAAUUAUUAUGGUGUUCUCAUGGGGUAUGGAGCUCUACAGGAUUUCUUAGGGGAGCAAAAACCUGAACGCUCAGCAACCUUAAUUAGACAUCGGGUGCUACCACUUUACAAGGUCUCCAUAACCCACCCUUAUUUGCUUGCUGCUGCAAACUGGAUACUUGGAGAGCUAGCAUCCUCUCUACCUGAAGAUAUGGCAGCUGAUGUAUAUUCUGCAUUGCUUAAAGCACUGACGAUACCCGAUUGCGAAGACGUGUCUUGUUACCCUGUGCGAGCAAGUGCUGCUGGGGCAGUGGUCAAGAUUCUUGAAAGUGAAUACUUGCCACCUGACUGGCUACCUAUUCUCCAAGUAGUAGUUGGUAGAAUUGGUCAUGAAGAAGAGAUUUCCAUGCUAUUUCAACUACUUAGCUCUGUGGUUGAGGCUGGAGAGAAAGAGGUAGCAGUUCAUAUACCUUUAGUUGUAUCACAGUUGGCUGAUACAAUUGCCAAGUAUAUGCCUUCCAAUAUAGAGCCAUGGCCUCAAUCAGUUAUAAAGGGCUUUGCAGCACUAUCUGUAAUGGCUAAAUCUUGGCAAGACGCGAUACCUGAAGAAGAGGAACAGAACCACAUAAGUGCAAAGUGGGAAUCUGAUCAGAGAACUAUGGCUAGAGCCUUUUCUGCCCUCUUGCAACAGGCAUGGCUUGUAACCAAGGAAAUAUCGGAUGAUGAUGAUGAUACUUCACCACAUUCAUGCAUUGAUGAUGCAUCAACAAUCCUUUGGUUCAUCAUCCGGUCCAGUACCAACAAUGAUGCUCUUCUGGAACUCAAAGUAUCAGAACUUUUGUUAGCUUGGACUGAAAUUAUAGCAGAUUGGCAUUCCUGGGAAGAAGUAGAGGAUUUGGCUGUCUUUGACUGCAUUAAGGAGGUUGUUAAUCUAGAGAAGAACCUUGGCCUGCCGAAAUUUUUCAUCGCUAAGAUGUCUCCACCACCAGCUCCUCCUGUACCAGAAAAAUCUCUCAUUGAAAAUAUUGCAGCAUUUGUCUGUGAAGCCAUUUCACAGUAUCCUUCUGCAGCAUCAAGGGCUUGUGCAUGUGUACAUACCCUUCUUCAUCUUCCAUGUUAUUCUUCUGAUACAGAGGAAGUCAAGCGUUCAUUGGUAAUUGCUUUUAGUCAGGCUGCAGCAUCUAGAUUCAAAGAUAUUCAAAGUAAACCUUGUCCACUUUGGAAACCAUUGUUGCUUGCGGUAUCAUCAUGUUAUUUGUAUUAUCCAGAUGCUGUCCAGUCAGUUCUAGAAAAGGUUGAAAAAGGUGGUUUCAUGGUCUGGGUAUCUUCUGUGAACUCUAUCUCCUCCAUCUCAUUCACACCAAACACUACAACAGAGUCGGAAAUUAAAUUAGUUGUUAUCACUCUUGGCAAGGUGGUUGAACAGCUUUUAACUGUGGGAAGCCCAACUAGUGGCUUGUUAUGGGAAUGCUUUAGUUCGCUCUUGUCAGCGUUUGCACGAUUGAAAGAAAUUCAGGAAGCAAAUCACUUGGAUGAAGAAAUUGAAGAUGAAGAGAUGGAAAAUGAAGAGGAAGAGGAAUCUGAUGAUGAUGAUGAUGAUGAUGAGGACUCUGAUGAUGAUGUACAAGAAGAAACUGAAGAAGAGUUUCUGGAAAGAUAUGCUGAGGCUGCUGCGGCUUUGGAAAAUGGAGAUCUUGCUGAAGAAGGGGACUCGGAGGAUUUUGAUGAAGAACUUGAAUUGGGUUCGCUUGAAGAGCUUGAUCCACAGAUAUUUCUGCAAUCUCUCCUGGAAAGAUACCAUCAAACUCUUGUACAAAAUCAGGCUCUGUCUCCACAACUUAUUUCAAGCUUGCGAAGCUUGUUUCCGGAAUUCACAGGAUUCAACCAGUAAUUUGACUGAUAUAACUUACUCUUGUGUGCAUAAUUAGAGCCAAAAUGUGUAGAGAGGAGCUUUUUUUGCAAGCCAUAUUUCUCAGUUGAUUCUUUUCAUUAUUUUAUUUGUGUGAUUUACCCUUGAGUGGUUAUCAAGUUUGGAUUAGCUCAUAUGCAACCUGUUGCAUAUAUUAUAAGCAAUGUAUGAACUAGGAUCAAUAUAUAGUUUUGAAUCUA